AUGUACUCAAAUAAACGAGUGAACAACCACGGGCGCUCUCAAGAGGUCUCAGGGAAUAAGCGACAAAAGAUUAAUAGCAAUGAAUAUUCUAAACGUUAUCGAGACAAAAAGAAACAAGAGUUUCUUGAUUUACAAAAAAAGAAUGAAUUACUUGGCGAAAAAAAUCAGGAAUUAAAUAUAGAAAUUAUUUCACUGCAUGUUAAAAUGAAGAACUUGGAAAAAGUAAUUUAUACUAUUAUUUCGUUAUAUAAUCAAUCAAAUCAAAGUAUUGAUUUUUCGUCGCUUGAUCCACCUUAUCCAGCUUUUACUAUUAAUGAGAACACACGUCCUUCGCUUGAUGAAAAUAUAAAUACACCUUUUAUACUUCCAUUAGCUUUAGCUUCUCCACCAAAUCAAGAGUUUAAUAUUUUGUCACCUAUUAAUGAAGACACACCUCUUUCGCUUAAUCAAAAUCUAAAUACAUACUUUAUAACUCCAUUAUCUUCUAUUUCUCUACCGAAUCAAGAGAUUAAUGCAGCUUUUAUUAUUGAUGAUAACACGCCUCUUUCUCUUGAUCAAAAUCUAAAUAAUUCAUUUUUCAAUACUUCAGAUUCAAAUAACUUUUUUUACAACUCCCUCACUUAA
Messenger RNA from Ambispora gerdemannii, 624 nucleotides. NCBI's taxonomy places the organism in Eukaryota, Fungi, Glomeromycota, Glomeromycetes, Archaeosporales, Ambisporaceae. The record is from the annotation of a GenBank genome assembly.